AAGAAGAGAAGGAGAUAGCGAGAGGAGGGAGGGAGGGAAGAUCCGGGUGAAAUCCUGUGGUGGUUCAUGGACCAUGCUCCUUGUUGAAGAGAUAUUUUCUUCUUCUCUUUUUUGUGAUUAAUGAGAUAAGAAGAGGAAGGGAGGAAGGAAGAAACGAAGCAAGAAGUGAUAGAGAAGAGGGGAUUUAGUGAGGAAGGAGGGGGGAGAUAGAUGCUUUGGAGCUGGGAUGGAGCAGCUGUGGGCACCGUCUCUUCCGGUUCUUGGAGGAAGGAUUUUGCCUAUGCUCAGGCAUCCCUGUGUCUUUGGCAGUCAUCAUCCACUAACCUGUAGAAGGUUUCAAAUUAAUGAAAGAAACCAUAAGCAUAAUGGGUGUUGGACUGCAUAUUGCUUACCAAGUGACAAUGAAGUUUCUAUUCCAGAAGCAAAUGGUGCUAAAAAAGACUUAGCUUUGCCUGACAGUUUGCUUCGUGAUGCUCGUAUUCUGUAUUGUACAUCUCCUGCCAUGGGUCAUAACAAGGAAUCACAUCCAGAAUCUAACAAAAGAGUUCCUGCAAUAGUUGAAGCUCUCGAAAAAUUUGAGCUUACUCCGAAGCUUCGUGGUUCACAGGUUCUUGAAAUUCAAAAUUUCCAACCUGCUUCUCUUGAUGAUGUUGCACGAGUUCAUUCAAGAUCAUACAUAACAGGACUCGAAAAGGCUAUGAGUAGAGCUUCAGACGAAGGUUUGAUAUUCAUUGAAGGAACUGGACCAACAUAUGCUACACAGACUACUUUCCAUGAGUGUCUCCUUUCAGCUGGUGCUGGAAUUACACUGGUUGAUUCAGUGGUUGCAGCAUCCAAGUUGGGGCCAACUCCACCACUUGGUUUUGCCUUAGUAAGGCCACCAGGACAUCAUGCUGUCCCCGAAGGUCCCAUGGGCUUUUGUGUCUUUGGGAACAUUGCAGUGGCCGCUCGGUAUGCUCAGCAUCAGCAUGGAUUAAGGAGGGUCAUGAUAAUAGACUUCGAUGUUCACCACGGUAACGGCACAUGUGAUGCCUUUUAUGACGAUCCAGACAUAUUCUUCCUCUCAACUCAUCAGCUUGGAAGCUAUCCUGGCACUGGCAAGAUCCACCAAGUUGGCCAGGGCAACGGUGAGGGCACGACGCUCAACCUGCCACUGCCUGGUGGCGCAGGCGACUACGCGAUGAGGUGUGCAUUUGAUGAGGUUAUUGCUCCAGCAGUGCAGCGGUUCAAGCCUGAUAUCAUCCUUGUUUCAGCCGGGUACGACGCGCACGCGCUGGACCCUCUGGCCGGGCUGCAGUUCACGACGGGGACGUUCUACGCGCUGGCGGCGAGCAUCAGGGAGCUGGCGGCGGAGCUGUGCGGCGGGCGGUGCGUCUUCUUCCUGGAGGGCGGCUACAACCUGCGGUCGCUGUCCAGCUCCGUCGCCGACACCUUCCGCGCGUUCCUCGGCGAGCCCAGCCUCGGCGCGCAGCUCGACGACCCGGCGAUGCUGUACGAGGAGCCCACCCGGAAGGUCAGGGAGGCCAUCGACAAGGCCAAGCACCUCCACUCGCUCUAGCCGGCCAAAAGAUUACGCUACCAUUUCACUUGAAGCUACUGCAUGAGGCAUGAUGGUACAAGAUCAUUCCUGUCUCUUGCUAGCUUUUGUGGUUACAGACUUAUGUAGUGUAUAUGUACUUAGGACGGUGUAUAUAGUACUCCUAUAUGGUUGGAUGAUGUGAUCAUUUACAUCAUCUUGGUUACUGUGAACCAGAAUGGCAGAUACGUUCCAUCACAAGCAUAUUAAUACCAACCGUGUGGAUUAUUAAUACCA
Messenger RNA from Oryza brachyantha (malo sina), 1813 nucleotides. RefSeq names its product histone deacetylase 14. Lineage: Eukaryota; Viridiplantae; Streptophyta; Magnoliopsida; Poales; Poaceae. The transcript is spliced from 9 exons. Bases 227 to 1558 code for a protein of 443 amino acids. The record is from RefSeq and is a predicted model, not a curated record.